Molecule: messenger RNA, 1155 nt
Organism: Leguminivora glycinivorella
Lineage: Eukaryota; Metazoa; Arthropoda; Insecta; Lepidoptera; Tortricidae
Exons: 1
Coding region: 1-1155 (384 amino acids)
Source: RefSeq, a predicted model, not a curated record
AUGUAUGGGCUGCCCAAGAUCCAUAAAAAUGACUGGCCCCUGAGACCCAUUGUUAGCCAGAUAGACUCACCCACCUACAAGGCGUCCCGUUUUUUGUCGAGUCUCCUGCAACCUCUAACUGGUAAUACGUUUAGCUUCGUACGAGACUCUACGCACUUUGUGCAAUUACUUGAGGGAGUUAUGUUGCAGGAAGAUGAGGUAAUGGUGAGCUUUGAUGUAACCUCCUUAUUUACUAAUGUACCGGUAGCGGAAACUAUAGAGUUGAUAAAACGAAUGGCCGAACACGACGACUCUCUCACCGAGUACAUGAAGAUGAUAGAGUUUUGCCUCACUAGUGGAUAUUUUGUGUGGCGGGGUGAAUACUACUUGCAGAUAGAAGGAGUCGCAAUGGGUUCUCCGAUAGCUCCAGUGGUGGCUAACCUUUUUAUGGAAAAUUUUGAGCAGAGAGCGUUGGAGAGCUGCCCACAUAAGCCUAGGCUAUGGUGGCGAUAUGUCGACGACGUGUUUGCCGUAGUGACAGGCAGAGAUCUAGACCCGUUACUUGCCCACCUGAACGCGCAGCAUCCCAAGAUUACGUUCACUAUAGAGAAAGAGUGUAAUGGGGCUCUACCUUUUCUGGAUGUCUUAGUGCAGCGGGACGAACGUGGCCUUUUGACUCAUAAGGUGCAUAGAAAGGCUACACACACCGACAGGUACCUGCAAGCUGACUCGCACCAUCACCCUGCGCAUUUGUCUUCGGUGCCACGCGCUCUCAUCAACAGGGCUUUACGGCUCUGUGACCCGCAGUACGUGCAAGGCGAGCUGCAGCAUGUAAGGCAGGUGUUAGAGAAGAAUGGGUACAGUUGGAGACAGAGUCAGCGGGCGGCAAGUGCGAGCACGUUACGGCGAACACAUACGGUCGAGAGAGCGCCUGUUUUCUUGCCUUUCAUUAAAGGGGUAACGGAUACCAUUGGACGCCUAUUACGCCGUAGGUUUAGCAUGAGGACAAUUUUCCGCCCCCACACAAAGGUAAGGCAGGUGCUGCGCUCUCCUAAAGAUAAGGACCCACUGGGUAGCCCGGGGUAUACGAGAUACCUUGUGACUGUGGUAGAGCGUAUGUCGGCGAGACUGGAAGGAAUGUCUCCGCGAGGUUGUCGGAACACAUACGAAGCGUGA